Cuculus canorus (common cuckoo) is the source of this 4994-nucleotide messenger RNA. It is a transcript of the gene NMNAT1, whose product is annotated as nicotinamide nucleotide adenylyltransferase 1. The transcript is spliced from 5 exons. NCBI's taxonomy places the organism in Eukaryota, Metazoa, Chordata, Aves, Cuculiformes, Cuculidae. Gene Ontology annotation, biological process: NAD+ biosynthetic process. Gene Ontology annotation, molecular function: nicotinamide-nucleotide adenylyltransferase activity; nicotinate-nucleotide adenylyltransferase activity. The coding region runs from base 1104 to 1952 and encodes 282 amino acids. The record is from RefSeq and is a predicted model, not a curated record.
GGCUCAGGCUGCCCAAGGCCCAUCCAACCUGGCCUGGAACACCUCCAGGGAUGGGGCAGCCACAGCUUCCCUGGGCAACCUGGGCCAGGGCCUCCUUAUGUCUAGAAAUUCUUCCUUAUGUCCAGUCUAACUCUGCCCCUCUCCAGUUUAUACCCAUUGCCCCCAGUCCUAUCCCCACAAGCCUUUAUGAACAGCCCCUCUCCAGCUUUCCUGUAGCCCCUUCAGGUACUGGAAGGUCGCUAUAAGGUCUCCUCGGAGCCUUCUCCAGGCUGAACAACUCCAACUCUCUCAGCCUGUCCUCAUACAGGAGGUGCUCCAGCCCUCGCAUAAUCCUUGUAGCUUCCUCUGGACCCGUUCCAACAGCUCCAUCUCCUUCUUAUGUUGAGGAUUCCAGAACUGGAUGCAAUACUCCAGAUGAGGUCUCCCAAGAGAGGAAGAGAAGGGCAUAAACCCCUCCCUCGCCCUGCUGGCCACACUGCUUUGGAUGCAGCCCAGGACACGGUUGGUUUCUGGGCUGUGAGCGCACGUUGCCGGCUCAUGUUGAGCUUCUCAUCACCCAGCAUCCCGAGUCCUUCUCCUCAGGGCUGCUCUCAAUCACAUCACCCCCCUAUUCUGUAUUGAAACCAGGGAUUGCCCUGACCCAGGUGCAGGAGCUUGCCCUUGGCCUUGUUGAACCUCUUGAGGCUCUCCCAGCCCCACUUCUCCAGCCUCUCCAGGUCCCUCUGGAUCACAUCUCGUCCUUCCGGUGUGGCAACUGCACCACUCAGCCUGGUGUCAUCUGCAAACUUGCUGAGGGUGCCCUCGAUCUCGCUGUCUAUAUCAUUGAUGAAGAUAUGUCAGGGGGGUGGAACUAGAUGGGCUUUAAGGUUCCAACCCAUUCCAGGAUUCUAUGACCAGGGACACUCACCGCCACCUCCUCAUCUGCAGAGGCGAACAGACUGGCUUCCUGACUAUCCCAGACCUGUAGCUGUGCUGCCGUUGUUCUCGGGGCGAAUACAUCUUCAAUCUAGCUGAGCGGCACUAGGACUGCGAGUAUCACAUGUUAAUUAUUGUGGCUGUUAACCAGCACCGGAAUUCUCCGCUUGGUUCUGUAGCUGCGAGGGAUGGCUACGGAGGGUCCUGAGAAGAAGACUGAAGUGGUACUGCUGGCCUGUGGGUCCUUCAAUCCCAUCACCAACAUGCAUCUAAGGCUGUUUGAGCUGGCUAAAGACUACCUUCAUGAAACAGGAAAAUACAAAGUAAUCAAAGGAAUAAUUUCACCAGUAGGUGAUGCAUAUAAGAAGAAAGGUCUGAUCAGUGCAAAUCACCGAGUAACUAUGGCCAAACUAGCUACAAAAGACUCAGAUUGGGUGGAAGUUGAUGAUUGGGAAAGCAGCCAGAGUGAGUGGUUGGAAACACUAAAAGUUUUAAGGUACCAUCAUCAAAAGCUUUUAUCUCCGGAUCCCACUAAUAGUCUGCAGAAUGCUUUACCUUUAACAAAGCCGGGACGGAAGAGGAAACAGGAACCAAAGAGGCAUGACCCCGUUAAAAAGAAAAAUCCAGAUAUAAAAAGUGUCCCACAGAUUAAGCUGCUUUGUGGAAGUGACAUGCUGGAAUCUUUUGGGAUCCCCAAUCUGUGGAAGUCGGAGGACAUCGCUGAAAUUGUGGAAAACCAUGGCCUUGUAUGCAUCAGCAGGGCUGGAAACAGCGUUCAGAAAUUCAUCUAUGAAUCUGAUGUUUUGUGGAGACAUAAAAAUAACAUUCACCUUGUGGAAGAAUGGAUCACUAAUGACAUUUCCUCCUCCAAGAUCAGGAGAGCACUGCGGAGGGGCCAGAGCAUUCGUUACCUCGUGCCUGACGUAGUUCGAGCAUACAUAGAAAAACAUAAUCUGUAUAGUCCAGAGAGCGAAGAUAGGAAUGCUGGGGUUAUCCUGGCUCCCUUACAGAAAAAUAAAAGUGAUUCCAAGAACUAACAGGCACUAUACAACUAAUGUACUCUCUGCUGUGAAAAAAGGAACAGAUCGGUUCAGGAAAACACAGUUUUGAGGGGUUGCUUUUAGUUUGGGUUUGUUUUAAGUAAAUAGUGGGCUAAUUCUGUGGCUUCAGUACAGAUGUAGUCACUGGUGUGGUUUUGUGCACUCAGUAAUUGGACCUACACAAUCUUUUUUAAAUCCAAGAAUAAGAUUCUUAUGGUGAAACAUUUUAUCACAGCACAGUGAACUAGAAUUCACACUUGAAUAGAGGAAUUACAAAUUAACAGAAAACAAAUGAAGAUGUUUGAUUAGGUUUAACUCACACUGCUCUGACUGCUAUUUAUAAAAUAUUAACACACGUUUUUAAGAACUUACUGGGUUUAACAGACCAAACCAUUUCAUCUCAAAACAUACCACUUAGUGAUAAUAAAUUUAUAUAACUCAUUUUUCAAAAACAUGCCGACAUGAGGUGCACCUCAAAGAAAUUAUUUAGCUUUAUCCUGGAAGGGAAAAAUUUACUCCUGGCUGAAGUGGUGCUAGAUAUACCAUGCUUUGAGCUGCCUGCCUUUCAAAUACGCCGUGUGUUUUAUCUGCUGUCAUGCAAUUUGCUCCCAGAAAUAUGUUGUGCUUUCCUUUUCCAUUCAUAUUUCCAGAGCUGUACAUUAAGCUCAGUGCUGUUUCUCGUGGAAGGACAGACCUACUUCAGAAACUGGUUUAUAGCCUUUGAGUUUAAUAAAUAGAAAUUAAUGAUAUUAUCAUUGCAUUGAUUCUUAAGACAAUUUUCCCUUUAUUUCAAAUAAUACAUGAGCUUUUACUUUUGAGCCAAAUGUAUAGAGCCAGAAUUGCUUUCUGUAUCUGGAGUUGAAAAGAAACGGUAGGAUAUUACAACUGUACAUAAGUGAAAUGUUUGUCUUUGCUAGAAAUCCAGUAACAGUAUAUUGUCAGUAUUACAGGAAUAUGAACAAUAGAGGCACUGUGAAUGUCAUGGUGAUGAUAGAAUUCUACCUCCCUUUAUUUGCUGUUAUCCCAUUUUUAUUUGCAUUAUGUGCCUUAUUAAAAGUGUCAAUAUUUCCAAGACAAUACCUAGUAGGUCACAGCUUUUUCUUACCAUCUCCCUAAGAUGACUCUGUUCACAUUUUCUAGUUCAGAAUGUGAGACUCCCAGGGCAGGCAGCCUGGAUGCUGUUGGGCAAGUCUAGAACCAGGGAUCAUAACCGUGACAACCUGUCAUCCUCCUUCCCCAAAGAGCUGAGAUGGAGGUAUAGGCUUUUCCAUGAGCUUAGGGGGAAUCUGGAAGCCAGGAACCAAACACAGAACAUCACUGGUGGCCCGCAAGCCUGCGAGGCUCACAUAAAACCUAGCAAGGGAGUUGAGAUACUAGCAGGAAAACCUGUAACCCGCAGUGGAACUGGCAUCAGGCAUAGAAAGUUGGAGCCCCACCUGAAAUUCUGCAGUCGCCAUACGCUAGAACAUCUGUGUUCUGUUAGCUCCAGCCCAUAACGGUGGCUGUCUACAGAGAAUCUGCAAGGAGAUGAGUGUAAUCAAAUCAAGUCACAACUUAGAAGUGCAUCUGUAACUGCUCUGUGGCAAAAAGGAGCAUCAAGAAUUCCGAGAAUUUUUCCUUGGCAAUUCCUGCAUGAAAUGUGCUCAGUCUGCCAUAUUUUUGCCCUAGAGCCCAAGUGAGCUUACGCUGCCCUUUGAUAAUGAGGUUGGGUUCAUUUAUCAUUAACAGUUAUAGAGGUACAAAGGAUAAAUUAUGCCUCCAUGACACUUUAGCAAUCAAACUGCUGUAACUGCUUGGGGAUAACUGUGUUAUCGAUGGUCAGAGGAAUGGACAAGAUCUCUUUUUUGGUUUUCUUGCUGUCUGUCUUUAAGACUGACACGAUUAGAAGGCAAGAAAGAUUGCUUUGCACCACUCAAGUCAACUAGUGUGCUUCUGAAUAAACAGCGCAGAUUCUUCUAGUGCGAAAGCAUCCUAUUUCUGUGGUCACAUUUCAAAGUAAAACUGCACUUUAAGUCUAGGUUUAUUAUAAAUAAUGAUGCUGGUGUGUGUUGGUGCACUCGGUGUAAUACUAGAGAAACAGCAAAUUCAGUGGGGGUGGUUUUAUAAACUUUGGUCUUAAACAUUACAUUUCACUGGGUUUUAAUGUAGGUAUGUGUGAUGCGUCUUUCAAUAAAACAAAUUGCAUGUAAUGUAAUGAUUUUAGUCAUCCUGUUAUUAACCAAAUCUGAUGUCUGAUGACUGCAUGAUUUUCAGGUAGGUAGAACGAUGUCAGUACAGUUUUGUCUAUUCAAAAUAGAACAUUGUGCACGAAUUACACUGACUGCUGAAUACGGAUCUUUUGUUUUACCAGUGGGAUCCAGAAACCUGCUGGUUACACCACUAGAAGUAACCACACGCUGACAAUCUACUGUUCCAAUCAAGUAUAAAUGUCAGCAUCACAGCCAUUGAUGUGGUAUAGUCAAAAAUAUUAGACAGGUAUAACUUUCAAGAGUGGACUAGAUCUGAAAGAGAAUCUAUAUAUUUGAAAAUGUAAGGUUUGUGACUAAUGCAGCUCACAGAACGUCUUUAUAAAAGAAUUAUAAUGCAUUCACAGAUGCUCUACAAAGGAAAAUGAGGCUUUUUCUUGACAUCCCUGCAUUUCGUUCAGCUCUAUCAAGAGAAGAGAGGGCUCCUAUGCCACACACGUAAUUCAGACUCAAAAUAUUUUUAUAAACAGUGAGACAGCAGCGGACACCACUUUCUCUGCUUCUGUAAUGAGGCCACAUCCUUAAUGAAAUGUGUUAGAUGCUCAGUGCUGCACAGCAAUUAAGAUGGAAAUGGAAAAAAAUUCUUUCCACAAAAAGAAAAUCAGAAAUUUAUAAGGGAGAAAGAAAUGAACCAUCAUAGGAUGUGACCAGGGCACUCAGCAGCUCUUACAAGAAGUUCCCUAUGCAAUUCUUUGGCUGAAAUAGUAACCCGAGUACCCUUUAUAGAUCUUGGUUUGAGAUUAAGUACUGAUCUACAGACAGAAGCACCAUACCCCAGACAAUCUGUGUAAUC